CCGACUGCUGUUAUCAGGAAAAGACGCUCGCUGAUUCACUGGCGAGUUAAGAUGGCGGCGCCAGAGGAGCCAGAAUUAUCCCAAGCGCAGACGGAAAAACUCCUCCAGUUUCAGGACCUCACUGGUUUGGAAUCCAUGGACCAAUGUCGUCGCACGUUAGAGCAACAUAACUGGAACAUCGAGGCUGCAGUGCAGGACAGACUGAAUGAGCAGGAGGGUGUCCCCAGCGUGUUUAACCCCCCUCCAUCCAGACCACUGCAGGUCAACACAGCUGACCACAGAGUUUAUAGUUACAUUGUCUCCAGGCCUCAGCCCAGGGGCUUGCUAGGAUGGAGUUACUACUUGAUUAUGCUGCCCUUCCGAUUCACCUAUUACACUAUUUUGGACAUAUUCAGAUUUGCGCUGCGGUUCAUCCGGCCAGACCCUCGCGGACGCGUCACCGACCCUGUCGGAGAUGUUGUGUCUUUUAUUCAGAAUUUUGAGGAGACUUACGGUCGGGCGCACCCAGUGUUUUACCAGGGAACAUACAGCCAGGCGCUGAACGAUGCCAAGCGAGAGCUGCGCUUCCUGUUGGUGUACCUUCACGGAGACGACCACCAGGACACGGACCAGUUCUGCCGCUCCACCUUAUGCACAGAAGAAGUCACCACCUUCCUCAACACACGGACUCUCUUCUGGGCCUGCUCCACCAGCCGGCCCGAAGGAUACAGAGUGUCUCAGGCUCUGCGGGAGAACACCUACCCCUUCCUAGCCGUGAUCAUGCUGAAGGACCGCAAGAUGACGGUGGUGGGCCGCCUGGAGGGCCUCAUCCAGCCGGAGGACUUCAUCAACCAGCUGCUCUUCAUCAUGGACGCCAACCAGCCAUACCUGAUGUCGGAGCGGCUGGAACGGGAGGAACGCAGCCAGACCCAGGUGCUGAGGCAGCAGCAGGACGAGGCCUACUUGGCCUCGCUGCGCGCCGACCAGGAGAAGGACCGCAAGAGGCGGGAGGAGCAGGAGCAGAAGAGGCAGGAGGAGGAGAAGGUCCGGCAGAGCGUCCUGGCCGAGGAGAGGAGACGGCGGACGCUAGAGGAAGAGAAGGAGCGCAAGUCUGAAUGUCUACCACCGGAGCCUCCUGCCGACGACCCUGACAGCGUCAAGAUCGUCUUCAAGCUGCCCAACGACUCGCGAGUGGAGCGGCGCUUCCUCUGCGGCCAGUCGCUCACUGUCAUAUACGACUUCCUGUUCUCCUUGAAAGAAAGUCCGGAGAAGUUCCAGAUCAUUACAAACUUUCCUCGCCGAGUGCUGCCCUGCCUCCCCACCGAAGAGCAGCCCAACCCUCCCACGCUAAAGGAGGCGGGACUCAGUCGCACCGAGGUCCUUUUUGUGCAGGACCUCACGGACGAUUAAACGCACAGAGCUCGCUCUGUGUGGGAUCACCUUCCUCUCUGGCCCCUCUCCUCCUCCUCCCCCGCCGUUGUCGCCAGGCCACGCUGCGCACAGGCAUCGCUGAGACUUGAGUCCAACCCUGGAAGAUGAUGAUCCGCCCCAGCAACCUCUCCAUGUUCCCGCAGGGUUCCCACUCGCCCGGAGAGUCUCGGUUUUCUUUAGCUCCUGCCUUGAUCUCCUCUGGGCAGCGAUGGAUGAAGUCGCCACCAGAUGGCAGCACCGCAGUUCAACUGACGACUAACCAGGUCCAGAUCAGUCCGGUUUAUUUAUUCGCACCUGCUGAUGCGGCGUGUGUUUAUUUUGUUUUCUUUUUUUUUAAUUGUUUCAAGAGUUGGACUGAAAAGAUUUAGUCUCUUUUUUUGCCUUAAGUUGAGUCUCUUCCAUGACCAUAA
Messenger RNA from Synchiropus splendidus (mandarinfish), 1820 nucleotides. It is a transcript of the gene faf2, whose product is annotated as Fas associated factor family member 2. Gene Ontology annotation, molecular function: ubiquitin binding. Gene Ontology annotation, cellular component: endoplasmic reticulum. NCBI's taxonomy places the organism in Eukaryota, Metazoa, Chordata, Actinopteri, Syngnathiformes, Callionymidae. The record is from RefSeq and is a predicted model, not a curated record. The transcript is spliced from 11 exons. Bases 52 to 1389 code for a protein of 445 amino acids.